Molecule: messenger RNA, 1341 nt
Organism: Aspergillus bombycis
Lineage: Eukaryota; Fungi; Ascomycota; Eurotiomycetes; Eurotiales; Aspergillaceae
Gene: pex13
Product: peroxin PEX13
Exons: 3
Coding region: 1-1341 (446 amino acids)
Biological process (GO): protein import into peroxisome matrix, docking
Cellular component (GO): peroxisome; peroxisomal importomer complex; peroxisomal membrane
Molecular function (GO): protein binding
Source: RefSeq, a predicted model, not a curated record
AUGGCAUCGGUUUCGCCACCCAAGCCUUGGGAGAGAGCAGGUGCCGCAGCGAGCGGAAACGCAUUGUCAGCACCACCUACUGGCGGCCCAGUCGCCUCUUCUGCGAUGACUGCCACAGCCGCGGCGCCAGCCGCGACCACACCUACAACCGCCUCAACAACAUCUGCCGUCCCCGACCUUCCCUCUCGUCCUAAUUCGCUAAAUGCCGUCGUAAAUCGCACCGCAUCAAACUAUUCACCGUAUGGUGCCUCCCGGCUUGGAUCUAGCCCAUAUGGAGGGUACGGUGGCUAUGGCUCAUACUCCUCGCCAUAUUCCCGCUUUGGCACCAUGGGGUCAAUGUACGGAGGAGGGUAUGGAGGUUAUGGCGGCAUGUACGGUGGGAUGGGUGGAAUGGGUGGAAUGGGCGGGAUGUACGGCGGCAUGCCUGGUGAUCCCAACGAUCCCAACAGCUUGACCAAUUCUUUCAGUCAAAGCACACAAGCCACGUUUCAGAUGAUUGAAAGCAUUGUGGGCGCAUUCGGUGGAUUCGCUCAGAUGCUUGAGAGCACCUAUAUGGCAACUCAUAGCUCAUUCUUUGCAAUGGUGUCUGUCGCAGAGCAGCUCGGAAACCUGCGUACUGCCUUGGGCUCGGCCCUCGGAAUCUACACUAUGAUUCGGUGGUUCAAGACGUUGCUUGCUAAGAUUACCGGCCGCCCUCCCCCGGCAGAUGCCACUUCUCUGACUCCCGCUGCCUUUGCGGCAUUUAUGCACGGUCGGAGUUCGCCGGCCACCCUUCCGGACGGCUCUCCCGCACCCCCUAGGCCAUCGAAGAAGCCAUUCAUUAUGUUCCUCCUUGCUGUAGUCGGACUUCCUUACUUGAUGAGUAAACUCAUCAAGUCACUUGCCCGCUCCCAAGAAGAGCGCCAAAAGCUCAUGCUUGGGCCAAACGGCGAACCCGUACAACAGGCACCAUUGGAUCCUUCGAAGCUCGACUUCUGUCGGGUCCUGUACGACUACACUCCUGAGACCCAGGAGACCAACGGCAUUGACUUGGCCGUGAAGAAGGGCGAUAUCGUCGCUGUUCUUAGCAAGUCAGAUCCCACGGGCAACGCAUCGGAGUGGUGGCGAUGCCGUGCUCGGGACGGCCGUGUCGGGUAUCUCCCCGGGCCAUAUCUAGAGACUAUCCAGCGGAAGCCACAACAGCAGGCGAUCACAUCGGGCGGCGAAGCAAGCAGCCGUACCAACAGCAUGCAAGCUCACGUCUCGGAGGAAAUUCCGGCAAGCGAAAAGAAGCCUGAACUUAAAGGGAAGAUGGGCGACAUCUCUCCAGAAAGCUUCCAGAAAAGUGCUUUCUACUCGUAA